CCGAUUGGGAUGCCGGUCGCGGCCGAGCGAAAACGCUCCAAAUGCAGAUGGGUUACGGACUGGCUGCCUUUUGGACGCGUUGGUUUCUUUCACGCUGAGGCUUUAAUAACAGUUCGUCUGAAUUUAAACGAGUGUUUUAUGCCAACAUUUGCCUGUCUGACCAGGGCAUUUUCUACAUUAAGAAUCGGCUAGUGUAAAUUCGGAGAAGUCUCAAAUUGUACAGAAAUGGUGUAUGCUUCGACGAAAAAAGCGUGCCACCCCCCACCCCACCGUGGGAUUCUGCAUUGACCGUUUGCUUAAGAAUAAUGGGGUCAAUUCAUUAAACGGAGGAAAGACUACGAGGAUUUAAAGUGUGUCAUUUCUCCUGUGCUGUUUGUGUGGACUGUACCACACUCCCGCUCUAGACCAACAACGGCUUUUGCUUGCAUUUUCCAGUGUUUUUUCUGUCAGCAAGUACAGCACAGUUGUAACACUUCCAGCACAAGCCCCGAACCCACUGAGGAGCAGACAGACACAGAAAUGGUAAAGAUGACCAAGUCCAAGACCUUUCAGGCAUACCUGCCCAACUGUCACAGAACCUACAGCUGUGUACAUUGUAGAGCACACCUGGCUAACCAUGAUGAGCUCAUUUCAAAGUCAUUCCAGGGCAGUCAAGGCCGGGCCUAUCUCUUCAACUCUGUCGUGAAUGUGGGCUGUGGUCCUGCAGAAGAAAGGGUCUUAUUGACUGGCUUACAUGCUGUUGCUGACAUCUACUGUGAAAAUUGCAAAACCACAUUAGGAUGGAAAUAUGAACAUGCGUUUGAGAGCAGUCAAAAAUACAAGGAAGGGAAAUUUAUUAUUGAACUAGCUCACAUGAUUAAGGACAAUGGCUGGGAAUAAACCUGCAGAUGGUGGUUUUUUUUUUGUUUUUUUUUUUGUUUUUUUUUGGAGAGACCACCACCAUUAUAAGACUGAAAUUCUGUCAGGGACUUUUUUUUUUUUUUACGUCUCCUCUCAGAAUAGACCCAGGGGAAAAAGAUACUAUAUUUUUCAGUUGGCAGUACUUAAUUUGCUUUUUAGAAUGUUCUUUCCUAUUUUUAAACUUUUUUUUUUCCGGAGGGGUAACACUUGCAUCAUUUAUGGUUUUGCCCUGCUAUGUUCUCUAAUCUAUUUAAACAAUGUUGUUCAGAGAAAUUAAUUUUUAACAUCACAUCAUAUGCCUGAAUGCAGUGAAGUCCCACUUGGCUGGAUUGUGAACACUUCUUUGUAGGACUCUUUUUGAUGGCUGACUGGUGUUACUGGUUAGCAUUCUUCUCCUUGGACUCCUGCCUUAUUUCAACCUCUAGCCUUGACCUGAUUGCAUUUUUAAGCAGUUUGUUCUGGGUGGGUGAUGGAAGUUAAAUGUGGUCAGAUGUAGCAAAUAUUUUUUUACAGGCAAGGAUGAGGUUGAAGUGAAGUGGAAUUUAACUUGAUGGAAAUUGUAUUUGCCUAUUCCUCUCCUGUUCUCAUUUCCCUCGGUGAAAAUGGGGUCCACAACAGCACAUCUUGAAUAUAGAAAGUUUGCGGCUGGUUUUCCGCUAUCAAAAUUUGGAAAAGCAUGAAAUGAUGGUUGAUUGGGGAGGGGGUUAGUGAUUUUACUGUGUAGAAUCUGCCAAUGCACCCUAAAAUAUUCUUCCUAAUUUUGAUGAGAAGCGUAAUUUAAUACAGUUGUUCGUUACUUGGCAAAUGUUUAUGUCCAACAUUGAGGGUGGGAUUGUUAUGAUUGUUGGAAUGGGGUGGGUUUGGGGGCUGAAGGUUGCUGGAAAACUUAAUGCCCUGAGGGAUGUUGCAAUAAGUGUAUCCAAUAAUAAUCUGAAAGGCUUCUCCUUUGUACUUUUCAGACUAGACACUAAAUUUGCAAAGAGACUGGCAUUAUGGACAAUUUAAAUGUCCCAAAGUAAAAGAAAAUUUAUUUAAGAGAUUUAUGACAGUUUGCUGCUAUUGAACUAAUCAGUAGAAGAUAUUUAUUCCUGCCGUUUUUGCAGUUUUUUCCCCCUUUAUGAAGUCCUGGCAUGUCCUUUCCAGAUGCCCAAUGCUGUGCAUUGCACAAUUUUGUUU
Erpetoichthys calabaricus (reedfish) is the source of this 2076-nucleotide messenger RNA. It is a transcript of the gene ypel1, whose product is annotated as yippee-like 1. Lineage: Eukaryota; Metazoa; Chordata; Cladistia; Polypteriformes; Polypteridae. The record is from RefSeq and is a predicted model, not a curated record. The transcript has 5 exons. The coding region runs from base 520 to 879 and encodes 119 amino acids.